This is a messenger RNA of Homarus americanus (American lobster), 756 nucleotides long. RefSeq names its product sperm motility kinase 1-like. The annotation marks the transcript as partial. The transcript has 2 exons. Gene Ontology annotation, molecular function: ATP binding; protein kinase activity. Gene Ontology annotation, biological process: protein phosphorylation. The record is from RefSeq and is a predicted model, not a curated record. Lineage: Eukaryota; Metazoa; Arthropoda; Malacostraca; Decapoda; Nephropidae.
AAAAAAUUGGGUAGCGGGGCAUUUGCGUUCAGCCUCCUGGCCGAAUUCAAUGGGGAACUCGUGUGCAUAAAAAAAGGCUUGAAAACGGAAUAUCUGAAGUAUUUCAACAUAGAAAGGGAGAUAACCCAAAAAGUAAACGGUGCCGGCGGUGCUCCCCUCAUCAUAACGUGGGCCACGGAUGAGCCCAUACUUGUUAUGUCGUUUUGCAAGGGAAGGACGUUCAUUGAUAUACUCAAUCACCCUAAGUUGCUUACCGCGGCCAACAUUAUUCAAAUCUACAUCGCCGUGGCGCGAAGCCUUGACGAAAUUCACGGUCAGGGCGUUGUCCAUAACGAUUUUAAGGAAGAUAAUGUGUUAAUAGAAGAGAACACAGCCGAUGGUAGCUUCACGGCCCACAUCAUCGAUUUUGGGCUUUCUACAUCCGUGGGAGAGUUGACAAAUAUCUCUGGAUCACCAAGUGAUUUUCCCUUUUAUGCCCCAGAGAUCCUUGCUGGUCACCCAUGUCACCCCAAGGCUGAUGUUUUCUCUUUGGGGUUCACCCUUAAUUUUGUUACUGAGACAUUAUUGAGUGACCGACACCUAAAGGCGUGGCCGCCCGGCACCAGACAAUUAUUCUUAGAUAUGCUACAGCAGAACCCAGUAGAUCGGCCUGAUCUCUGUGAAGUUAUUAGACGUUUAGAGUCUUCCCUCCAGCAGCUUUCUUUCCCAACUGUCACUGAAAGGAAGACUGUUGAAAAGGUUGGAGUUGAGGUGUGA